AUGAACACCAGUUUAUCGCAAAAUAUAACAUUUGUGCGCCCGGAGUACUUUUAUAUCAGUGGAUUUUCUGACAUUCCAAACAGCAAAUAUUACUUUAUUCUUUUUAUUUUUAUUUAUAUUAUUGCAGUGUGUGGAAACUUGACUGUUCUUUUCAUGAUUUUCACUGAGAAAACUCUGCACAGUCCUAAAAACUUGGGGAUCUUUAAUUUAGCUCUGGCAGACUUUGGUGAAACGAAUGCACUAAUACCAAACAUGUUAAAGACAUUUCUUUCUGAUUCACCGUACAUUUCUUAUGAGGCUUGUUUGGCCAACAUGUUUUUUGUAUUUUUCUUUGUCUGUGGACAGACUUUAACUCUGACUGCUUUGGCAUAUGAUCGUUUUGUUGCCAUUUGCUUACCCCUGAGAUACCAUGCUAUUGUUACUCACUCGUUUAUGACUGCAGUUAUUACAGCUAUAUGGUCGUUUAAUGCUGUGGUUAUAAGUACAAUGGUGGGUUUAAUCACACGACUUUCGUUCUGUAAAACCAAUGACAUAAAAAGCUUUUUUUGUGAUCAUGGACCAGUUUACAGACUUGCUUGUAAUGAUUUUAGCCCAAACUCCUUUUUUACUGUUGCAUGUAUGGUGCUAUAUUUGUACAUACCUUUGAUUGCCAUAUUCUUAUCAUAUUUAGGAAUCAUUUCAGCCUUGAUUAGGAUAACAACAUGGGAGGCUCGACUUAAAUCACUGAAAACUUGUGCCUCUCAUCUGAUAGUAGUAGGAAUAUUUUUCCUUCCUACAUUAGGCACAUAUAUGGCUGCAAUAACUACUUUUCUACAUCCCAAUGCUAGGAUAAUCAAUACUUCACUAUCAAUGACCAUUUCACCCAUGUUAAAUCCAAUCAUUUAUGUUUUGAGCACAAAGGAAUUUAAAGGUGUUAUAGUGAAAAUGUUUAAAAAGAAAUCCAACAUAAAUCCCCAAGCACAGAUUUUUACUUCUAAUACAGUUUUACAACCUAAUUCAGUUUUAAUAGGAAUGACACAAUUUUUUAAAACUUGA
Messenger RNA from Trichomycterus rosablanca, 1035 nucleotides. Its product is annotated as olfactory receptor 1M1-like. The record is from RefSeq and is a predicted model, not a curated record. Gene Ontology annotation, cellular component: membrane. Lineage: Eukaryota; Metazoa; Chordata; Actinopteri; Siluriformes; Trichomycteridae. The coding region runs from base 1 to 1035 and encodes 344 amino acids. The transcript has a single exon. Gene Ontology annotation, molecular function: G protein-coupled receptor activity; olfactory receptor activity; odorant binding. Gene Ontology annotation, biological process: G protein-coupled receptor signaling pathway; detection of chemical stimulus involved in sensory perception of smell.